Messenger RNA from Rhinopithecus roxellana (golden snub-nosed monkey), 1305 nucleotides. It is a transcript of the gene JTB, whose product is annotated as jumping translocation breakpoint. NCBI's taxonomy places the organism in Eukaryota, Metazoa, Chordata, Mammalia, Primates, Cercopithecidae. The transcript is spliced from 5 exons. The coding region runs from base 698 to 1138 and encodes 146 amino acids. Gene Ontology annotation, biological process: mitotic cytokinesis. Gene Ontology annotation, cellular component: cytoplasm; spindle; membrane. The record is from RefSeq and is a predicted model, not a curated record.
CCAUCGGUGCCGAUGAAGGGGCAGCUGCAGAAGGAUGACAGAGAAACUGAAGCUUGACGGUGAAUCCUAGGGUUUUAAGGAGAGAGCAAAGUCCUGGGACAGCGACGUAUUGUCCCUGCCCACCAGCCCAGAAUGAACAAACAGGCGCCAGCCAGGGAGCAGCGAGCCAAGAAUCCGGACGAACCUCUGCAACCGCCAUUUGCCAUUCUCGCAAAGACUACCGGGACCACAAUGCAACGGGGCGCCGAGCUAACUCCCAGCAGGCGAGGCGCCACCGACCGCGGAAGACUACAAGCCCCAGCGGGCUACGACGGAACGCGCCCGGGAAUACCGGGCCCCCAGCUCGGGCCAGCGCCCGAGGAUCAUCCACAGGGCUAGAUGGCUGCGUCGGGGGCGGGAGCGGAGGUGAGCGGGCGCUAGGGCCGUGCGCCCCCGCCGGCCCUUCCUCCAGCGCCCUGUGGACCCCGCAGAAGGCGUUCGCCUUCCUAGCCCGCAAACGCGUAGUCGAUUUUUCUCGCUGUGGCAACGGGGACGUCCCGAAAGAUCCUCUGCUCCGAUAGGCAACUUCGGCCUUCCCUGCCCUGACCUGGAACCUCUGGGAGGGCUGCAGAGUAAGUGCCGCCUCUGCGCUCUGACGGAGGCACGAGGCCUGCGGAAUAGGUCCCUCUGUUCCGACAGGUGCGACACUUAGCGCUCCAUGCCUGCGGGCUCCGGGAGGCAUGGCCUCCCCCAGGGCCGCCACCUCUGCUGGUUGCUCUGUGCUUUCACCUUAAAGCUCUGUCAAGCAGAGGCUCCCGUGCAGGAGGAGAAGCUGUCAGCGAGCACCUCAAAUUUGCCAUGCUGGCUGGUGGAAGAGUUUGUGGUAACAGCAGAGUGCUCUCCAUGCUCUAAUUUCCAGGCUAAAACUACCCCUGAGUGUGGUCCCACAGGGUAUGUAGAGAAAAUCACAUGCAGCUCAUCUAAGAAAAUUGAGUUCAAAAGCUGCCGCUCAGCUUUGAUGGAACAACACUUAUUUUGGAAGUUCGAAGGGGCUGUUGUGUUUGUGGCCCUGAUCUUCGCUUGUCUUGUCAUCAUUCGUCAGCGACAACUGGACAGAAAGGCUCUGGAAAAGGUCCGGAAGCAAAUUGAGUCCAUAUAGCUACAUUCCACCCUUUUAUCCUGGGUCUUAGAGACCCAAUCUCAGACAGUGAACGUGAAAUGGACUGAUUUGCACUCUUGGUUCUUUGGAGGCUUGUGGUGGAAUCCCCUUUUCCCCGUCGCCUUCUUUCAGAUCAUUAAUGAGCAGAAUAAAAACAGUAAAAUGGU